Molecule: messenger RNA, 585 nt
Organism: Fragaria vesca subsp. vesca
Lineage: Eukaryota; Viridiplantae; Streptophyta; Magnoliopsida; Rosales; Rosaceae
Product: early nodulin-like protein 1-like
Exons: 2
Coding region: 1-585 (194 amino acids)
Cellular component (GO): plasma membrane
Molecular function (GO): electron transfer activity
Source: RefSeq, a predicted model, not a curated record
AUGGAGUCCUCCAAAGUAUUUCUCUUGUUCUUCUUUCUCUCUGUUAUUCAGGUCGUCUUUGUAACCAGUACUGAGUUUCAAGUCGGUGACAAGAGCAAUGGGUGGGAGGUCCCCAAAUCAAAGAGUGACCAAGAUAUGUACAACGAGUGGGCUUCCAAGAACAGGUUCAAAGUUAAUGACACUCUCAAUUUCAAUUUCAAGAAAGACGCAGACUCGGUUAUGGUGGUGACAGAAGCCGAGUACGAAAAAUGCCAUUCGGAUAAACCGAUUUUCACCGCUAAAGAUGGUGGCUCAGUGUUCAAAUUGGAUCGACCCGGUUUGUUCUACUUCAUUAGUGGGACUGAUGGCCACUGCGAGAAAGGGCAGAAGAUGAUCGUCAAAGUGUUGGCAUCACCAGCUGCUGCUGAAACAGAAAGCCCACCACCUUCUCAGUCAGCAAACCAGAAUGCAACUGCUGAAACACCAGCCUCUCAUGAUCAUGCGAAUCAUGUUGACAAGAAGAACAAUGCAGUUGCAAUGCAUGCUGCAGCUGCCAUCACUCUUACAACUGCUGUAAUGUCAUUUCUUGGGGCCCUUUUCUUCUAG